Lynx canadensis (Canada lynx) is the source of this 429-nucleotide messenger RNA. Its product is annotated as 60S ribosomal protein L22-like. Gene Ontology annotation, cellular component: ribosome. The record is from RefSeq and is a predicted model, not a curated record. Gene Ontology annotation, biological process: cytoplasmic translation. Lineage: Eukaryota; Metazoa; Chordata; Mammalia; Carnivora; Felidae. Gene Ontology annotation, molecular function: structural constituent of ribosome; RNA binding.
AUGGCGCCCAUGAAAAAGCUUGUGGUGGAGGGUCGAAAAAGAAAGGAGCAAGUUCUGAGGUUUACCUUCGACUGCACCCACCCUGUACAAGAGGGGGUCAUGGAUGCUGCCAAUUUUAAGCAGUUUCUUCAAGAGAGACUCCAAGUGAGUGGCCAAGCUGAGAGUCUCGGUGGAGGGGUUGUAACCAUUGAAAGGAGUAAGAGCAAGAUUACUGUAACUUCUGAGGUGCCCUCUUCCAAGAGGUGUUUGAAACAUCUCGCCAAAAAACAUCUGAAGAAGAAUAAUCUACAUGAUUGGUUGUGCAGAGUUGCUAAUAGCAAAGAGAGUUACGAAUUGCAUCACUUCUGGAUUAACCAUGAUGAGGAAGAGGAGAAAGAUGAGGAUUAAAAUUCAUUUAUCCGGACAUUUUGUAUGAGUUCCUGAAUAAGA